Neoarius graeffei (lesser salmon catfish) is the source of this 2186-nucleotide messenger RNA. RefSeq names its product cilia and flagella associated protein 52 (gene cfap52). The transcript is spliced from 14 exons. The record is from RefSeq and is a predicted model, not a curated record. Lineage: Eukaryota; Metazoa; Chordata; Actinopteri; Siluriformes; Ariidae. The coding region runs from base 141 to 2015 and encodes 624 amino acids. Gene Ontology annotation, molecular function: protein binding. Gene Ontology annotation, biological process: cilium assembly.
GCGAUUCUGGCUCGGAUUCGGUUCUGGUUCUGAUAAACACUUCCGGAGAUCUGCUCGGUUGCUGAGGAGCAUCGGGUUUAUCAACUUUUAUAAACAUUUGGCGCAUUUUAUUGUGAGUUUAUUGUUUUACUGUGAAACUGAUGGCAGAAGAAGCGCAGGAGUUUCAGAAACUGCAGCUCGAAGCCGUUAUUGGGUUCAACGGUCAUGUGUUCUCAGGACUGCGAGUCCACCCGGACCAAGAGCACCUGAUCUACCCACUCGGCUGCACGCUGAUCAUUAAGAACCUGCUGGACGGGAAGCAGGGGUUCCUCCAUGGACACACCAACAACAUUUCCUGUGUCUCUGUGUCCAGGAGCGGGACGUAUGUGGCAUCAGGACAGGUCACCUUCAUGGGCUUUAAGGCCGAUGUGAUCAUUUGGGAUUACGCUAAAAGAGACAUUUACGCUCGGCUCAUCCUCCACAAGGCCAAAGUGGAAGCUCUUGCUUUCUCUCCGAAUGAGAAAUACCUGGUGUCUCUCGGAGGACAAGACGACGGCAGUAUCGUGGUGUGGAACGUGGAGAAGAAGGAGGCGAUCUGUGGGAGUCCGACGUCGGGUCAGAGCUCAGGUCACUGUCUCACCAUCAACUACUGCAACCUCAGCGAUGACGUCUUCAUCUCAGCAGGACAUGGGACGCUCCGUGUGUGGGAACUCGACCUCCCCAACAGGAAGAUCCGCCCCACGGAGUGUCAGAUGGGGAAGUUAAAGAGGGUCAUCAAGUGCAUAGAGAUCUCAGAGGACGACACUUUCUUUUACUGCGGCACCACGAGUGGAGACAUCCUCAAAAUGAACCUGAGGAGUCACCUGCUGAGCAGCUGCGGUCCAGAGAAGCAAAAAUACAGCAAGGGUGUACAUGCUCUGAAGAUGUUGAAGACAGGAGAUUUAUUGGUGGGGUCAGGAGACGGAACAUUAAGCAUCUUCUCCAGCGCAGACUUCAAACCCAUCAAGAGUGUGAGUCUGGAGGGCGGCGUGUCGUCCGUGGCUCUGCGUGGUGAAGGUCAGCAGGUGUUUGUGGGCACGGAGGCGUCUCAGAUUUACAGGUUCAGCUACACGGACUUCACGCCGGAGCUCAUCACCACCAGCCACAGCAGCGCGGUUUGGGACGCAGCCUUUCCUUUAGGAACGUCGGAGCUCUUCGCCACUUGUGCUCAGGAUGAUAUCCGUGUUUGGCACACAGAGACCAGUAAGGAGCUUUUACGGAUCCGAGUCCCAAACAUGACGUGCAACGCGGUGGACUUCAUGCAGGACGGCCGGAGCAUCUACAGUGCGUGGAAUGAUGGGAAAAUCCGCCUGUUCACUCCGGAGAGCGGCCGCCUGAUGAUGAUGAUCCCGAACGCUCACAGUAUGGGUGUGACGGCGAUAACGAGCACCAGUGACUGCACACACCUCAUUAGUGGAGGAGGAGAGGGACAGGUACGAAUGUGGGAGAUCCUGAAGAACACACACAGACUUGUCGCCAGCAUGAAGGAGCACAAAGCUUCAAUCAACGCCAUCAAGCUCAAACGUAAUAAUGAGGAGUGUGUGACAGCGAGCUCAGAUGGAACCUGCAUCAUCUGGGACCUGGUGCGUUUUGUGAGGAAACAGAUGGUUUUGUCAGACACACUGUUCAAAACCGUCUGCUAUCAUCCUGAAGAAUACCAGAUCAUCACCAGUGGAACGGAUCGUAAGAUUGGCUACUGGGAGGUGUAUGAUGGAGAAGUCAUUCGAAAGCUGGAGGCCUCACAGUCGGGGGCCAUUAAUGGCAUGGACAUCAGCCCUGACGGAACUCACUUCAUCACUGGUGGUGAUGAUAAGCUGGUGAAGGUGUGGCAUUACGCCAAUGGUGAUGUCACACAUGUGGGCAUCGGCCACAGCGGCAGCAUCAGCAGCGUGCGUUUGUGUCCCAACAGGAAAUUCAUCAUCACCACCAGCGCAGACGGAGCCGUGCUCAGAUGGAGAUUCCCACACAGCACAACAACCACACCCACAAACACAUAAACCACACCCAUGCAGCACACAAACCACACCCACAAACCCACACACCACUCUCCUGAGAUGAGAUAUUCCUUUCUUGAGCCCGGUGAGGGGAGAUCCAGGUGUUGCAGCAGCUAAAGUACAGAGGAAGCUACAGAUUAAUGGAGGUGAAGUUUAAAAAACUUUUUUAGAACA